This is a messenger RNA of Nicotiana tabacum (common tobacco), 1579 nucleotides long. Lineage: Eukaryota; Viridiplantae; Streptophyta; Magnoliopsida; Solanales; Solanaceae. The record is from RefSeq and is a predicted model, not a curated record.
ACUUUCAGUUGCCUGAUGUGCCAAUACUGUUUACUCCAUCAGGUUCUCUUUCAGCAUAAUGCAAAUCUCUAUGCAGCAAAUGGUGCUGGUGUUGUUUUGGCAGAAAAAGGCCAAUUUGACAUUUCAAAGGAUCUUUUCACACAGGUUCAAGAAGCUGCCAGUGGAAAUGUUUUUGUCCAAAUGCCUGAUGUGUGGAUUAAUCUUGCACAUGUUCACUUUGCUCAAGGGAACUUCGCAUUGGCUGUGAAAAUGUAUGAAAAUUGUUUGCGGAAAUUUUAUCAUAAUACCGACAGUCAAGUGCUCCUCUAUUUAGCAAGAACACAUUAUGAAGCUGAACAGUGGCAAGAUUGUAAAAAGACUUUAUUAAGAGCCAUCCACUUAGCACCUUCAAAUUAUACAUUGAGAUUUGACAGUGGAGUAGCACUACAGAAAUUUUCAGCCUCAACGUUACAAAAGACUAAGCGGACUGUGGAUGAGGUGAGAGCAACGGUUGCAGAGCUGAAGAAUGCAGUUCGCUUAUUCAGUCUAUUGUCUGCAGCUUCAAAUCUUCAUGUUCAUGGAUUUGAUGAGAAAAAAAUUGAAACUCAUGUUGGAUAUUGCAAGCAUUUGCUUGAGGCUGCAAAAGUUCACUGUGAGGCAGCUGAGCGUGAAGAUCAACAGAAUAAGCAGAGACUGGAACUUGCUCGUCAGGUCAUAUUGGCUGAAGAAAAUCGUAGAAAAGCUGAGGAGCAGAGAAAAUAUCAAUUAGAGAGAAGGAAACAAGAGGAUGAACUCAAGCAAGUGAUGCAGCAAGAGCAGCAUUUAGAGCGCAUUAAGGAACAAUGGAAGAGUAGUACUCCUGCCUCUAAGCGAAAGGACAGGCCCCAGACUGAGGAUGACGAGGGCGGGCAUGGUGAGAAGAGGAGGAAGAAAGGUGGGAAGCGGAGAAAGAGGGACAAGAAAUCUCAUUACGAAUCUGAGGAAGCAGAAGCGGAGAUGGAUGAUCAGGAAGAAAUGGAUGAUGGUGACCGUCACAGAAAUUAUGAAGAACCUUAUUAUCCAACAAAUGAUCAUGAUGAGCAAGCAGAGGAUAAUCCACAGGAUCUACUUGCAGCAGCCGGGCUUGAAGAUUCGGAUGCCGAGGAUGACACUGCUGCACCAUCAGCAAAUGCAAGUCGGCGAAGGCAGGCAUUGUCAGAAUCAGACGAGGAUGAGCCAUUGCCGAGGCAGGGAAGUGAUGGAGAAGGCGGAGGCGAUGCUACUGUUGAUGAUGAUGAGUGAAGAUGAAAUACCAUUACAACUCCUAAUUUGCUGGAUGUCAAGAUUACCAACAUUCAUUCCCUUUAUGCCAAACACACUGGGAUUUCUAUUGGCUCUUUCUUGGCCUGCCUGCUUUGUUGUUUUUGCUUCCUGGGCUAGUCUAGCCUGAGUUCCUUGUAGGAAGAAAAGGUAGCUGUAGCUCAAGUCAUAGAAGAACAGAUGAUGUACUGUAAAUGCAUAAUGUUUAUAGAGAAAUGUUUCAGAUGAGUUAACUUUUUUGCCAAAUCCAAAUCGACCUUGAACUCCUAUAGAAUUGAUAUAAUGCUCUGUUAUUCUUUCA